AUGUCUGACCACGUAGAUCCACCACUAUGUGAGUGUGUACCAAGACAUGGUGAACCGUAUUUUGAUCUCGUGCAUAUGUCUCACGAAAGUCAGAAACCGUUUGAGGUAAGGAAGAAACAACUUUCAUCUGUUCUCGAUUUGAUCGGCGUUACUCCAUUAAUUAAAUUAAAUAAGAUUCCGAAGUCCGAAGGAAUAAAAUGCGAUAUGUAUGUAAAAUUGGAGUAUGAAAAUCCAGCUGGAUCAAUAAAGGACCGUAUUGCGUUACGAAUGGUGACAGAAGCAGAGAAGCAGGGACUGAUAAAACCUGGUGUGACUACACUUAUUGAGCCCACUUCAGGAAACACAGGUAUCGGGAUUGCUCUAGUUGCUGCUAUCAAAGGCUACAAGUGCAUACUAGUGAUCCCAGACAAAAAUUCCGACGAAAAGGUGAACACCAUACUGGCUUUGGGUGCCAAAGUGGUGAAGACCCCGACAGACGUGCCCUUCGAUGACCCCGAAAGCGACAUUGAAGUCGCAAAGAAGUUGCAUAAAAAAAUUCCAAAUAGUUUUAUAUUGGAUCAGUUCAACAACCCGGUAAACCCACUUGCACAUUUUGACGGGACAGCUGAGGAGAUCCUCUGGUCUCUGGACGGUAAGGUAGAUAUGGUUGUAAUGGGCGCUGGCACCAGCGGCACCGUCUCCGGCACGGCUUACAAGAUAAAACUGACCUACCCUGACUGUAUCGUCAUCGGUGUUGACCCAAAAGGAUCUAUUCUGGCACCUGGUAAUACAGAACACAUUGAGUAUGAGGUUGAAGGCAUCGGCGACGACUUCUGUCCUGACGUGCUGUACUAUGAGGUUAUAAACGACUGGGUGCAGACAGUGGAUUACGAUUCCUUUACCAUGGCGCGACGCCUUAUCAGGGAAGAAGGCAUCCUAUGCGGUGGCAGCUCGGGUGCAGCGGUGUGGGCGGGGAUACAGGCAGCUAAAAAAAAAGGGCUGAAAGAGGGGCAGAAAUGUGUGGUGGUGCUGCCGGAUGGCAUCCGAAACUACAUGAGCAAGUUCAUAUCCGACCCCUGGAUGGAGUUGCGCUACUUCAAACUCACGCCCGAUAACAAACACUGCCAAGAAUGGUGGUAUAAAAAUCUGAUGUUGAAAGAUAUUCAGCCGAUAUGCAGUGUCCAAGAGAACUGGUCCAUGGAGAAAGCAGUCGACACUUUGUUAUCCUACAAACCGUCUGCCACUGUCGCCGCUGUCAUUAAUAACGACAAGUUUAUAACGGGACUGCUACCGGUGCAGGAAACGCUAAAUCGUCUGGAAAAUCAGUACAAACUCGACGAUCCGCUAAAAAAAUUCAUCGUAAAGCGUUACAAGGGUUUAUACAUGAGCAAUGAACCUACUCUAGGUGCUGUCUUCCGCGCUCUUAAAAUCGAGCCCUACGUUCUAAUCCUCGAUCGUGAUGAUCCUAAACAUAGAGUCAAAGCGCUUGGUCUGAUUACAACAUCAAUUAUGCUGCGUAUCAUCUCUGCGUAUUAUGCAACCAAAACAAUACAAAAACAAGAUGCUUAG
Molecule: messenger RNA, 1548 nt
Organism: Pectinophora gossypiella (pink bollworm)
Lineage: Eukaryota; Metazoa; Arthropoda; Insecta; Lepidoptera; Gelechiidae
Product: cystathionine beta-synthase-like
Exons: 1
Coding region: 1-1548 (515 amino acids)
Cellular component (GO): cytoplasm
Molecular function (GO): cysteine synthase activity; cystathionine beta-synthase activity
Source: RefSeq, a predicted model, not a curated record